AUGGAGGAACUCGAAGCUGUGAGAGUCAAGUGGAAGAAUGGAAAGUCGUGCGGGCCAGAUAUGGUCUCCCACGAGGCCCCUAAAGCCAUACAGCCCCGCCCGAUCUGGGGGAAUCGCCUUCUGGAGCUGUUUAACGAUAUGUUCUACACAUGUCGCAUUCAUGAAAACGUCGAGGCGGGGGCUACAAUCCUACUCGCAAAAGUUCCACAACCGCUUACAUGGGGGGAGACCCGCCCCAUAACGUUAUCGUCGGUCCUGCUGAAGUCCUUUGGCCAGCUCCUCCUGCAACGCGCGGGGGACGCAGUUCAGACCCCCGCCAAGCUGCAGUGGUGCCGGCGGGGGAGGCAAGGCAUCGAGCUGAUCAUGAUCCUCCGGCGCCUCGCGCGCCUUGCCCACGAUUGGGGCCUCGAGCUCUACAUCGCGAAGCUCGACAUAAGAAAAGCAUUCGACUCUAUAUUUCAAGAAAGCCUAGCAGAUCACGUGUGCAGACGAGUGGGGGAAGAUGCCCACAAGCCAUGGGAAGCCCGGGCAUGGGUCUCCCUCCUACGUGCCCCGCAAAUCCUCAUCCACGACCUCGCAGCGGCCAUCAGUGUGGCCGGGGUGGCUAAACCCCGCACGGGCAACCCUCCACCAGCGGACGGGGGGAGUUAUAUGGACGACAACUUCAUCUGGUCCAUCGACAGAAAGCGCUUCCAGAGAAUGCUUGAUGAGCUCAGCGAAAGACUUCCCAAACGAGGCCUCCACCUACACCCUGGUAAGACUGACAUCAUCCAGAACGGGGGCAACCCCGUCAAGUUUGUGGUGGCAGGAGAGACAGUCCUCACAAAUGGACCCAAACACAUCUUUCAUGUGUUGGGAAGUCCCCUCUCCUUUCAAGGGGGAACACCAAUGCUGGUCGCGGAAAUGCAGAGCCGCGCCCGCAAAGCCUUCUGGAGCCACCGUGAAGCCUUCACCUCCCCGGGCGAGCCUCAAGGAUAA
Messenger RNA from Symbiodinium sp. CCMP2456, 978 nucleotides. Lineage: Eukaryota; Dinophyceae; Suessiales; Symbiodiniaceae. The record is from the annotation of a GenBank genome assembly.